Molecule: messenger RNA, 907 nt
Organism: Hevea brasiliensis (rubber tree)
Lineage: Eukaryota; Viridiplantae; Streptophyta; Magnoliopsida; Malpighiales; Euphorbiaceae
Exons: 2
Coding region: 83-556 (157 amino acids)
Source: RefSeq, a predicted model, not a curated record
ACCAAACGUUUGUUUCUCUUCCUCCUCCUCCUUCAUCUUCUCUUCUUCUUCUCUGCUUAAAAAAAAAGUAACAGAUAAAAACAUGUUUGAUUUAGGGGAUGAGUUUACAGUAGAAAGCUAUAGAAUCCCAUGGCUUAUUUGGAUCCAAAUCCUAAUCUUCUUCCUCUUAAUCUUUCUUCUCUGUUGUUUCAGUGUUUUUACUUCAGAUCCCUCGCACUCCGACACAAAAACCAUCUCCUGCUCCUCCACCUCUUCUUCUUCAGUCGCUGCUGCUUCUUAUUUAAACAAGUCACUUCUCAACCACAGUACUACCACAACACUCGCAAAUCGCUUGCACCAUCACCAGAUAAGAGAGAGUCAAAGAAUAAAAGGGGAGAUAGCAACAAGCACAAGUACAAGAAUAGCGACUCAAGAGAAUACAGAAACGGAACGCAUUUCAACAAACUCCAUCAUUGAUCUCCAUCCCUGCAACUAUUUUAGGCUUGCCAAACUUGCACUUCUGAAGUGUUUAGGGUUAGACCCAUCCUCUGAUAAUUGUCCAAGCUCCGACAGGUAAAAAGAUAGAUAGGUUUGCUGUACAGGGAAGUGGGAAUUUGUUGCCUAAUUCUACAGAAGCAAAGAUUGAGUUAUCAGCCAUUAUAAUUCAGGGACAAAGGGAUCGAUGGUAUAGAAAGCAAGUCAGAGAUUGUGGCUCAAUCCAAGGUGAAUAUACUCGAGAUUAGACGUUCACUAAAGCUAAUCAUUGUUAAUCCUUGGGGUCCUCAUUUUUAAGUUAAAAAGCCAAUUCAUUUACUGAAGAAAGAUCAAUUGAUUGGAGCAGUGCUCUUUUCCAACAAUUUCAUGUGUAUUUUUUUACGAAGAACAUAAGUUUUUGCAAGAAAUCCAAUCAAAUAUGCAUCAGUUAUCA